Messenger RNA from Podarcis lilfordi (Lilford's wall lizard), 17633 nucleotides. The record is from the annotation of a GenBank genome assembly. NCBI's taxonomy places the organism in Eukaryota, Metazoa, Chordata, Lepidosauria, Squamata, Lacertidae.
AUGGAGAUGGCCAAAGGGGUCUCUGGGGGACAUGGGAGCCCCUUUUUGCAAGAAGGCACCUGUGUUGGUGGUGGCUCAGGGCUUACCCAGCGCCAAAGUCCAGUCGCCCCAUCUCCUCACUUACCGGACAGACCUCAGUCACAGUCCGCCGCAUCAUUCAGUAGGGAAGGCAGAGAAAGCAGUGAGAUUCAGGUGGUAUGUUCCAUAUUGUUCUGCUUUCGUUCUCGGUUGUCUUUGUACAUCUGCAAAGUUUGUCAAUGGGUGGUGAAUCUAAAUGCUGUACAGUGGUACCUCGGGUUAAGUACUUAAUUCAUUCUGGAGGUCCGUUCUUAACCUGAAACUGUUCUUAACCUGAAGCACCACUUUAGCUAAUGGGGCCUCCUGCUGCUGCCGUGCUGCCAGAGCACGAUUUCUGUUCUCAUCCUGAAGCAAAGUUCUUAACUCAAGGUACCAUUUCUGGGUUAGCAGAGUUUGUAAUCUGAAGCGUAUGUAACCUGAAGCGUAUGUAACUGAGGUACCACUGUAUACUCAACUUCAGGAAUGGUUGUUAAUGUGAGCUGCUGCAGAGAAUCAGCAAACAUAUCCUUAGCAACAAGGUCUUUUUUUUUGGUCAGGCUGAUGCUACCAGGGGUAGCUAAUGGGGUGUGCUCCAGAUGUUUUGAACUACAAAUCUCAUUAUCUCUGACCAUUAGGCCAUGCUGGUGGGAUUUGUGGUCAAAACGUUAGGAGGGUGCCAUGGGAAGUUUGCCUGGUGCCAUCAUUAUACGCUAUAUCGUUAGGUGCCAGGCAAAACUCUAUUGCCAGGCUUUUGGCCUUUAACUAUUUGUGGCCUUUUGGAAGUGGAUGGGAUGUUUUCAAUGUAUUUCUUCUUUCUCUUGGUUUUAAUGUAUCAUGUGGGGGAUUUUUUCCCUCCUUGUUGGGUUGUAGGUGGCUUUGGGUUGGCCUGGGCAAAUUAAAAUGACUAACAAAUUCAAUAAAGAGUAACAAUAAUACUGUAAUAGUCAUCGUUUGAGGCCUUUCCCCAGCUGUGUGGGUUGUUCUAGAGAAGCAAGAUGGUGUAAUCUUGAGGGUUAAAGGUUCGUUCAAAUGCAUGUAACAAAACCUUGUCAGCUGUGGUUUGUUUGCUUGUUUUGAAAAGAAAGCCACUCCAGAAGGGGCUGACUUGAAGUGGAGAAGUGUGCUUCCCAGCAUAUUGCUUUUCUGUUGUAAAUUUUCCCCAUCCAAAUCAGCUUGUUCCUUAAAAUAGCAAUAAUAGUCGUGGUUUUGUCACAUGCUAUUAGCAUGCACUGUUAAGUUAGCGCCUACUUUUACGUUCCUGAACUUAAGGGCUGCUGGGAAUGCUUCCAAUAACCGUGUAUGUUUAAAAGCAUGUUGUGGAAAAGAUACGCUCAUUUCUGAGAUAAGUCUGGAUAUCCUAAGGGUGCUCAUUGUAAACAUACUUUUAAGCAUGAUAUGCUCCUUGGGAAGAUGUAUGUUCCCUAAGCUAGCUUCUAGAGAGCUUUGCUAAAUAAGGGGUGAGAGGCUCUGUUGGCCUUUCUGUCUGCCUUGGCCAACUCCCAAGAGACUGUGAUCUACUCAACAGUUAAAAACUGGCAGUGAUCUACCCUCUUUUUGGGGGUUCAGGUCAAAGUUACUGAGUUUUUUCAGGAAGGAGGUAAAAUGUUGAGCUUUUUUUAGGGGAGCCGCAGUUGUUCAGCUUCUUUGGGGGGAGCCAAUGAUCUACCAGUGAUCUACUGGUAGAUCACAAUUUACCUGUUGGACAUGCCUGCCCUAGACCUAGGAGCCUUCUUAAAGGAAGAAAUGUGAGGGGAGAGAAACUCUGUGGUUGCCAUCAGGAAAUGGUUGGUUUCACCUGUGUUGCCUCACCCUCCAGCCCCAGGAGCCAUUAUAAGGGAGUUGCUUAAUGGAUACUUUGACAUGACAUGUUAUUAAGUUGCAUGCUUAUUUAAACAUUGAUAUAUGUGAAAUGAACCAUUAAUCAUUGAUUAUAUAUAUAUUUACUAUGCCUUGUAAUUAUUGUUUUACUGUAUUUAGACUUUGAUUUUUCUGUGAACCACUUUGAGCACAUAUACAACUUAAAUAUACAGCUUAAAAUCAGGAGGAGGGUGGGGACUUCAUAUUCAUAGUGCCUCUAAAGUACAUGGGGAAGGUAUGCUUACCAUGUGAGCUUGACAAUCAGAUUUGUAGACCUUUGCACAUACGGUACAUUAUUUCCCAAGGGGAAUAAUCAGGGAUGGGGAACUUGUGACCUUCCAGAUGUUGUUUUAUUGAAACUCCUCCUAUAAUCCCUCACUGUUGGAAGUUCAACAUUUGGGGGACCACAGGUUCUUCAUCCCUGAUUUAGCUGCUCAUUUCUUAAGACAUGGGCAUGCAUGCUUGCAUUUCCCUGAACAUAGCAAAAUAGAGAUACUGAAAGUGAACUUAAAUGUUGACUCUAAAUGAAAGUGGGGGGGGGGUGUUAUUUUUGUCCUUUUAGCAAACCACAUUUUGCUGUGUGACUAAUUGUUUGGAGAAAAAAAGUGUUAACAAUUGAAUAACAAAUAUGUGCUAUGGCUUGAUAAUGCUGCUCCAAUGUUAUUGGUUACAGGAGUUCAUCUCUUCAUCCAGUUAUAAUAAUAUUAGAAUAAUAAGAUUUUGAAUUUAUGAAACUUGAUUUAAACUAGAGGAUUAUGAAAUACAGAAUUAGUUUACUAUUCUUGAUAAAGAACUGUGUAAUUGAUAAGUGUGAAAUGAUGCCAGUUUGAAGCAGUUCAUAGAAGAAAUAACUACUACUAAUUUUCAUUGCAAUUUAUUAGUUGUUAAAAUAACAGUAAUAAAUAACAGAGCAAUAUUGAAGGAUAAAAAGCUGUUUGGAAAGAAAACGACAGUGUCCUUUGUUUUCUGCUCAAAAACUAUUGUGUGUGUUUGAUUAGUGGGUAUAAUAAAAGUAAACUUUUUGUGGAGCACGGAAUAAAAUGUUGGUGCAUUUUUGCUGAUUCUAUGUCAUGUAUUCUUACUCCUUGUAGUCCAUAAUUCUGCCAGUUUACAAUGCUGAGUGUUGGCUGGAUGAAUGCCUGAAGUCUGUUCUGGAGCAAGACUUCCAGGGUUCCAUGGAACUAUCUGUUUUUAACGAUGCUAGUAUGGUAUGUACCUGUCAGUUUACUGUUCUAGUUCUACUGCACGAUUAUCAUUUGAAUACCAAUUCCAGGAAUGUGUUCUUACUGUGUUUAUUUCGCCAGGGGUGGGGGACCUUUUUGGGGGUGAGAGUUUUAUUACCCUGCUGGAAUGCUGUCAGGGACCCACCUUCCAAAGUGGACUGGGGCGGGGUGGUCAGUCCCAAUAGUGUGUGCUGUCAGAGAUGCAAACUCACACCUUUAACACACAUAGACAUACUCCCUUUUCCUUCUUCCUCCUGCUCCCAAUUCCUUAGUUUGUGGGAAUGAAAAGGGCUCUCUCCCUGAUGUAGCAUAAUUGUUGUAUCAAAACUGACUGUUUUGCAAAGGGACUUUCAGGAAAUGAGCUGGAUUGAAAUGGAAGAGGGGACAGUCAUUUUGCUCUGGCUUUUGAAAGGAGUUCUGUUCUCUCUCCAUCCCCAUGUCUUGGUGCCAUUUUGUUAGUGUCAUCUGUUGAGCUUGGGUGCAGUACUGUAGCUCCAGCCAGCUCUUCUGCAAUCAGCUUGAGCUCUGAAAGCUCUGGGGUAGUAGUGGGAUAAAGAAAAGGCUGAGGCUGAGGUACCUUGCAGCUGGGUUUGGUCUUUGUGUGAAACCCUUCCUCCUUGAGCUGUCUUCCUCUUUUGCCACUGUUGUAAAUAAAAAUAUGCCCUUUUCCCUUAUGGGGUAUCCAAGAGCCCAUAUAGAGUCCUUACAUAGGUUCCCUAUUGGUAGGAGAAAAUAACAGAGGCCAACCAGAGAAUAUUGAGAAGCAAAGCAGCUAGUAAGCUUGAUCUUUAUUGAUCUGUUGCAACAGGGUGCUCCCCUCACACGCAGGAGAGGAAGAGGACCCACAAAAAUGCUGUGCAAGGGCUUAUAAAGACUUUUGAAAUUCCCAUCCUCUAGAUCAAGACCACCCCCAGAAACAUUAUGCAUUCAUCACAGAAGGGGUGUAACCUAAGACCACCCCUCAGAUAAGGUGGUCUAAAACAGAACAUUUGCAUGUUGUUUUCUCGCUUUGUUUAUUUCCUGUCUGGCAGGUUACUUGAUUGGAUUUCUUGGGGAGCCUUGGCAGUCUUUUGUAAUGAUAAGGCUCACACCCUUAUUCAAACACAGAUUAAGACAGGAUUUGUGAAGGAAGAGACAAUGGGGAGGCUUUUCCAUUUUUACCAUGCAGAGAAACAUUUGCUCAGUUUAGGAAUCAAAAUGGUUCCAGGUUGGCUUUCCUGUGCUGAUCUAUGUACGUGUGGUUAUGAACGUUGCCAUAUAUCUAAAACCAUAAAAUUCCUAUCACACCACCCAGCAGCCCACAGGGGUCUGUGUGCUUUUCCUGGGACUCACUGCCUACCUGAUCACUCCUCUUCAGAGAAGAGGAAGUUGUGCUCCUCAGCAGAGCCUUCCAGAAACUCCUGAUGAUGUCCAAGUCUGCCUGAAAAGCAAUGGAAGAUGUCAUUGGUGUCAGAUUGUGGGCAAAUACUCAUAAAAGUGCAGUUUAAAUCAGUAUGAUGACUCGGCUGUGACUUUGCAGUGACCUUAUCCCUUCUCACAUGUAGCAAUAAGAUGUGGGAAAGAAAUGCGGGGAAUUAAAUGUUUAACUUUUAAACAUUAUACCUACUCAGUGUCAAUAUUUCUAAACAGGACAAUUCAGGAAAUAUAUUAAAAAAGUGGAAGGUUCUGUUGGAAGAAGCGGGCAUUCAGGUGGUACUUGGAGAAAAUUAUUCAUCUCAGCCACGAGGAGGUAGGUGCCUUAAAAGAACAGCAGCUAUUCAGGACAGUGGGAUAACUUAGUUUUCUGCAUAACAGCUUCCCACGAGUUGCGUAGCAUUCUAGAACAUUCUGUUUGUCAGUGCAUCCACAUUCAGACCAAGACUCUUCCUUAAUAACUGUCAGAAGUGACUCUCUUUUUGAGGUUGCUGAGGUUUUCUUUUAUGUGCCAAGACAGAAUUUGGCCUAAUACUAAGUACACUGUUGCUGCAAUCUUAAUAACUCUUAUGAGGAAGUAAGCCCCAUUGAACACAGUUAGACUUAUUUCUAAGCAAGCGUGCAUAGGAUUUUGCUGUAUGCAGAAAAAUAAGUCCCACUGAAAAUCAAUGGGACUUCUGUUUAAUGGGUUUAGAAUCACAUUGUAAAUCAUCAUGACUCUGUUGGCAAAAGAAAAUAGUUAGAUUCACCGUAUCUUACAUUGCUGGAAAUUCACACCAGUUUUUCCUCAGUUCUCUAGUCAGUUUUUCAAUACGGGUUUAAGAGGCAAAUAAUAUAUAGCAUAACUUAGCUUAGAGACGGCCAGGAAAUAAAUGUUGUGUGGAUUGAGAGAGAGCCAUCACCUUUGCUGCAGACUGGGAAAAAGCCAGGUUUGUUAUGUGCUAGACUGAAAAAGCACAAAUGAGGUUAAAUUGUGAUGCAAGCCAAAAUAAAUAGCUCUGGAAUUGUUGUAAUAGGCUGGAAAGUAAUGGAUUCAGGUUGAAUUGCCAAGUGUGACCACUCCAGAAUGAAGAUCAGCUCAGUGAGAUGUGAACUGUAAACGUUUGUAUUGAGUUUUAAAGCUUGCUGUCCUUUCUCUGUGAGAUGGUGAAAAAGGAUAGCAUGUUGGUGUUAUGAGCAAGAGGGAAUCUAAGAGCUAAGGAGGAAGAUGAUGAAAUUAAUUUAGGAAAUGCUUUCUUUGUUUUCCAGAAUAAAUUUUUCAUAUACUUUUAUUUAGGAAGUUUUAGUUUGUGUUUUCCUCCCUUAUCUUGUUAAACAUAAAAUCAUCUCUGUAAUGUAAUCCUGUUGUUGCUUUUCUCCAUUGAUAUCUAUAAUUUAUUCCUAUUCAUGCUUAUUUUGAAGUUGCAAGUAAUGGAAAAAAGGGGGAAAUGCAUAUUUAAACUGUAAAAACUUAUAAUUUGACUCUUACAUAAAAAGAGGGAAAAUACAAGUUACAUGCAAAUAUGUGCAAUGUACCCCUGAUGGACUGUGCUUUUAAGGAAAAACAACUCUGAGAGAGGGACUCUUUGGAAAGGCGACAUUUAAUAUCUUUGCUGCCUACCACUUUCCUGCUCCUCCUCCUCUCAACCGCUCUUUCUCGAAUUUUGAUCUCUAUGUUUUGACCUCAUAGCAUUGUUGCUUCUCAACUGUGUGUUAAUCCCCUUCCAACAUUUUUCUAGUUGUAAACUGUAAAUGGGUCAACUAAGAUUUCCAAGCCUCUUCCCAUUAUCUCUUUCCCAACAAACACAAGCUAAGGGGCAAAGGGGGCAUUUGCCUAACUAAGAAUCUCCUAGAGGGAUGACCUAUUCUGUACCAGGCAGUGGGCUCAGCUGGGGGUUGGGCUUCUGGCUUGUGCUAGGUACAGAGUCCAGGAAGACCAAGUCAUGUACUGCUAGCACCUGUUUCAGAUCCAGGAAACAAAGUUAGAUCAAAUUCCAGUGAGACAAGGUCAUGCUAAGCAGAAGGUAAAUCUAGAUAAACAAGGUCGGGUAAUGCAGAGGUCAAAGUCCAAAAGGCAAACAAAGGAAGGUCGACAGUACCUUGGAUAGCUCAAAGUGAAGCCUAGACUUUAAUUCAGACAAGGCAAGCUUGAAUGUUUUUCCAACAACUAGCAAUGCUAGACUGAGGGCUUAUCCUCACUUACUUUUCCUCCACUCUUUCCAGGCAUGGUCCGAGAUUUAAAGCUCUGUGUUUAAACACCCCUUUUUUGCUCUGGAGCUUUCCCCACAAAAACCUGCUCUUUAAAGCGCAAUUGGAGCAAACAUCAAUCUGCGGAAAACCUGAAUUGAUGUUUGUUCUGAGUCAGUUUUAAAGAUUGGAUUUUCACUGGGAAAGCUUCGUGGCAGGGGGGAAACCAAUCGCUUAGACAUGAACCAUUAAAGUGCAGACCUCUGCCUGGAAAGAGCAGAGCAAAAGUUAAGUGUGGAAAAGCCUGCAGUCUUAAACAAGCUCAGAGAGUAAGCUAGCCAGCCAGUGUGGUAUAAUCACUGGCAAAUACUGAACUGGGAUCUGGGAGAACAGGGUUCAAACUCCCAAUCUGUCAUGGAUGCUCAUGAGGUGACCUUGGGCCAGUCAGUGCCUCUCAGCCAAACCCACCACCCGGUGUUAUGGUGAGGAUAACAUGGAGAGGAGGGGAGGGGUUUGCUGUUUCCUGUUAGAAUACCAGUAGCAAUAUGUGCACCCUUUGUGGUAUUGCAACCCAGUUCGAAACAUUUUCACAAGAAAGUAAAUACAUGAUGACCUGAGUGAAGCCUGCUGUUCUUUCCGCGUAGUUGAUUUCCUCCAUCAGAUGUGGCCCCCCUCAUUUAUUGUAACUGUUCCUUGUAUUUACCAACAAUUCCUCAAGUUAAUGGGUUGUUACAUGGUGACUACUCCAGAAGCAUAAAACUGUUCCUUAGACACUCAUUAAAGCCUGAGCCUCUUUUGGAAGCUGUGUAACAUUGAAAAAACAACCAUAGACUUGGGGAAAAUACUGACAAUUCUACAAAAAACCAAAUAAUUAUUUGACAUUUGGUUUCCAGGCUAAUAUGCAUAUGAUUGGCGAAGUGUUAGGGUUUGGAAGUCUUAGUUUUUACUUUUAAAAAGUAGGUACAUUUUAUGAUGUGAAAAAAUGCAUAGACAUAGGAAGGAAAAAAACCCUAUGGCUUCUGAAUUUUCCCAGUCAUUCGUAAAUUGGGUUAGGAAAGGUGUAUUUUGUUCAAACUAUAUACCUUUGAAAGCAGGUUGCCAUGCAGUAAUCAUUUUCCAGUGUGGAGCAGCUCAUUUGUAUUUACAUUUGGGCAGCCAGUUUAGAUGGAAAUCUUUGUGACCCCUUUGUCCUUAGUGAUUUACUUUCCUGUGGUUAAGAGUAGUUAAAACUUGUAGGGAGUACUUCCUUUGAAACAAGCAGCCCCAAUAACGAAACAAAUGUGACAGUCUUCACGUCCUGGAUUGUUUACCCUGGUUUAAGAUUCAUUUCUGAUUCUUUUCUGCCAUGGAAAAGGAAAAAGGAAAACAAAAGGGAAAUCUCCCCCCACAAAAGAGAGGGGUCAGUGGCUUUAAAGAAACUAACACAAAACAACUUCUUUCCAAGAGUGAGGAAUGUUAAUAUCUCACGGGGUCUUAGUCCCCCCCCUCCUGUGACCAUGGUAACAGGCUCUUUUUGCUAAGUAAGCAGGCCUUGCAAAAUGCAAAACCUUGGCACAAACAUUUGAGUCUCAUCAGUAUAGCAAUAUUGCAGCGAAUUCUUUGCUUAUGCCAAACAAAAUUCAUUGCCUUAGACCAGUUGUUUAAAUAAUCCAGUUUCCAUGCGGAAUAAAAUCUUUUGGAAAUGCUAUAAUUGUGCUGAUGUCAAAAGGGCAUUUUAUGACUAGCUAACUACCAAAACUUUGGGUGUCUUGUUUUUAAUUAAGCUUACUUCUAAACUAUUUGCACUUGAAUGAACAAACAAACAAACAUGAUUGUUUCUCAUCUGACCCACUUAUCUCACCAGCUUGUUACCCAUAUGUGCAUUUAAGUGCUGACCUUUUAAAAUAUUUGUAAGAUUGUUUUGACUUAAUUUUUUAAAGCAUAUCCUUAAACUUUGCCUGUCACAUGAAUAACCAAAUGUUCUCCAGCAUUCAUAUAUUAUGAAAUCCGAAUGACUCAAGUCAGCCUUUAUGACUGAUUUUUGUGAUGUGUAAAAGCAGUAACAUAUGGAUCAAGCUACUUACUGAGUGUUGGGCAAGUGAUUUAAAUGACAAUGAAUCUAAAUUUCUGGCUACCUUUCAUCACAGUGGCGACCCCACAAGCUUCCUUAUAAGAAUCAUCCAUGACUGAUUUUAUGACCUUUGAAUGUGCCCUUAAUCAUAGCAUCCUUUUAGCCUUCCUUGCUAUAAUCAGACAAUUAUUUGAAACAUUAUAUGCUUGGGAUGGGGAGAGAGAGAGAGACAAACUUGAUUACACAACUGAUCCUGCUGGAACAGUUACUGCUCUGUGGCAGGAUUAGUUGUUCAAUUUUAGUCUAUUCAUUUUAUUCCUCAGGAGAUAAUUAUUCCGAGCUAUUGGUUCUGUUCAUUCAACAUGCCCAGACCUGCUUUACUUUUCAGUAAACAUGUCCAGGUCUUGUAAGGUUUUACUGUGUUUUCCAGUCAUUUUAAUUUAGUUACGGCAGCCAUAGAACUUUGAAUGGUUGAGUUUUAAUUUAAAUGAUUUCCUAGAAUCAUAGAAUUGUAGAGUUGGAAGGGUGUUCCUAGUCCAGCCCCCUGCAAUGCAGGAAUGCUACCACAUCCAUCCCUUGGUGGGCUCAAACCACCAACUUUCUGGUUAAUAGCCAGACACACACUGACCCAUUGCACCACAGAGGUUUAGUUAUCAUUUCUUUGUGAAGUUCAAGGCUCUAUAUUCAUAAUGUUCAUAUACAUGAAGAGGUAUCCAGGAAGGAAAUAAUAAAACUUGUCAUGGGUGUGCAACUCAAGCAUCCAUUAUGGCUUGCUUACUGUGGGCUGCAAUUCUGAAAUCUGGCAAGGAACUUCAAUGUCACCUAGUGUGUUUUUGAGUAGAAAAACUUAGAUUGCAAAUUGCAAUGAUGCUCAUGCACUCUUUUGUAACUUUGCUUUAUCCACAGUGGGCUUUGCUAAAAAUCAUGCAAUAGAUCAGAGCUCAGGGACUUAUCUGUGCUUUCUGGAUUCUGUAAGUGAUUUUUUUAAAUUUUUGCCAAAUGCAUUGCCUACCUGAAACAAAAUGUUUAAUUGUCCAUUUCCUUUUUAUCAUUCUAUGCUAAUGGUUUUCCAUAAAUUGGUAUAAAACUGUUUCAUGUGGUUAUGGUGAUGUGGUACUUUUUAAAUUUAAUAAGUAUUCAACCUUAUAAAACUCUGCUUCUGUAUCUGGACAUUUUCUUAACCGUUGAGAUACCGUGGUACCUCGGGUUACAUACGCUUCAGGUUACAUACGCUUCAGGUUACAGACUCCACUAACCCAGAAAUAGUACCUUGGGUUAAGAACUUUGCUUCAGGAUGAGAACAGAAAUCGUGUUUCGGCGGCGCAGCAGUAGCAGGAGGCCCCAUUAGCUAAAGUGGUGCUUCAGGUUAAGAACAUUUUCAGAUUAAGAACGGACCUCAGAACAAAUUAAGUACUUAACCCAAGGUACCACCCUAUUGGAAGUUUAAGUGGCACACACCUUUUAAAUCUGCAACCUAGCAGGCACUUCUAAUGGAUAAUAGGUAUUGUUUUACUUGAUGUGCCAUUUUUCUUAGACCUGAUGGCAUGAAAACAGAAUAAAGAAAAUUCAAAUAUUCUACUGUCAAAUGGGUCAUUAUAAGCAAUCACUAUGCCAUGAAAUAAAUUUCAUAACAUGCACUCCAAAUAAUCCAGUAUUACAGGAAUUUGAUAAUAACAGACAUGCUUCUGUCCUCCAAGUCCUUUCUGAGCAGGUAAGCAAUUUGUUGCAAGAAGAAGAUAUCUGUUUCACAUGAAAAACCAGCAGGGAUUUCUAAACAAGGCCAGAUGUUUUUAUGUUGUUGAUCUCCAUCCACCUUCAGGAAAGAAGGCAUUCAAACCACAUGUAUUUGUAUCGGGUUUACCUACUUCCACAAGAGACUAGCCCUCAAAUUCUGCAAAACUUAACCCUACUAUCAGUUUAGAUGUUCCCUUUACAGUCAAGGCAGAGCACUUUAAAUAUAUAGAGACCAACUUGCUAUGCUAGGAUGAUUAAGUAGGAAUUGUCCCCUUCUCACAGAAAGUGAAACUAUGUGGCAUCUAACCACAAACCCUCAGUUCACCCCCCCAAAAAAAUCUUUGACUGACUUAUUUUUUACAGAAAAAUGAGAAGUGAUCUUGUGACAAGUGGAAAUAGUUUACAUACAUCAUACAAUCAGCAAAUAAAAAAGGACUUCAAACCAGCUGUCUUUCCUCCUCUAGUCAGCUUUUCAGCCCCCUUCCCCCUGCUAGCUGCCACUGUUCUCUGGUGGGGCCAAGAAAGUGUAGUGCUAUAGCUCUGGAAACGGCGUUUCCGUGUGCUGCGCUGGCUUGCCAGAUGCAGCUUGUCACGCUGGCCACGUGACCCGGAAGUGUCUCCGGACAGCGCUGGCCCCCGGCCUCUUGAGUGAGAUGGGCACACAACCCUAGAGUCUGUCAAGACUGGCCCGUACGGGCAGGGGUACCUUUACCUUUUAUAGCUCUGGUAGAUUUUUGAAUAGGGUUUCUCUUGUCUGAAGAGGUGCAGUGGCUCAUCUUUUGUGAGGUUAAAUGACAAUUUUAUUUAUUCAGGAUUUUUAAAAUUAAUCUGUAGAAGUAAAGCAUAUAAAUUUGCUUGCAGUGCAGGAAGAAGAGGCAUAUAUUUAGUUCCUCUGUUAAAUGCCUCUCAACGUUAGGAUGAAUUCAGGAGGCCCCAACCCACAAAAGCUUACCAUGUACCAUCUUGUGGAGCUGCAUGAGGUGGUAGCUUCCUGUGUCCCUGAGAAAUCCAAGGAUUUGCAGUAGUGGUAACACCAAGCUUAACCUAGUUGGCAGGGGCCACACAUAGCCAACUCUACAUGCAAUUGUGGGGACUUCAUGCUGUGGCUGUGUGGCCUCUGGAUAUCUGCCCCCACCCACACUGAACUACCACUAAAUACAAGGUGGAAUAGGAAACAUACUGGUAAACCAAAACACCUUGCAAAGGUGGGUCUGGAUUUUUUUAAAGAAAAAGUUUUCCUUCCCCAUCAAUAUAUUGGACUAAUGAAUAAAUAAAUUCAAAACCACAGUAGUUCCUAGGAUGUUAAUCUGAAUAAAAUAUGCUUUUGUCAAAUAUUGCUGAGCAAUCCCCUGCCUCAACCCCCCCUCCAAAUGUGUGUGUGUUUCUAACUGAAUUAGGACAUUCUGAAUUAGGAUAUUUUAAGUACCCAUCUUCUGUUCUGGCACCCUGAACUCAGAAUCUCUUUCGCAGGGCUUGAGAAGAGAUUAUUCACAUUCAAGGAACUCUUAUUUAAAAGUUUAUAAUGAUUACAGAUUGUGUAUAUUUCGUAACCGAUUCAAUCUCAUUGCCAGUUCAAAUACAAGAAAUAUCAAUAAACCAUCACCUAUCAAUAGAUUCUUCUUGCAUGUCUGAUAUACUAGAAAAAAUGAAGCAACACGUUUUUUUCAGCCUAUAACGUACCUGAAUGUACAAGUACAACAUUUUCUGAAGGUUAGUGUCUUGGCAGUAAUUAAGAGCAUUUCACAUGACUGACACCAACAUGAUAUUCUGAUUAAUUUGAUACUGAAUUGGUGAACUGAAACCAAGAAUCAAAAGAGGUAUAUAGGAGCAGUCACAGAUAAUGUUAGCACACACAGCUGGUAACAUCUGUUUUUCAGCAGUUACUGCAUAGCAGCGAGAAAUUGAUUCCAAUGAGAAUACCAAGUAAUUCAUGGAUGCGUAUAAAUUUCAGGAAUUUCUGUUAUGUUAAACACAGAAAAAGACACAGAAAACAAAUGUUGUUUAUCAACACAUCAGAUUUUCAAGUUGCUUUGCAAAAUAAUUUUUAAAACAUUGUGGUAAUUUACAUUUCUUCUGCUAAACAAGCAUGCAAGGAGAAUGAGAAAGUGUGUGUGUGUGUGUGUGUGUGUAGACACAGAGACUACCUAAUGAAUAUUUUUCCAGACUGAAUUUUACUGUAGAUCAUAAAGAUUUUAUUGGGAAUAAAAUCAAAGGCUCUGAACAGUAAACCAUCUAUUCUAUGUUCAUGCCAAUAGAAACUGUCCCUUUUGUUGGAAAUAAACAUUUAUUUGAACACUUUGGACAGAAAAAGCUAUUCUACCUUCAGUGUUGGAUGCUGGAACAUCUCCAGGAAAGAGAAAAAGCAGGAAAGAAAGUUUAAAUAGGUAUAGGCACUUUAAAUAUAAUAAUGAAAACAGCUGUAUAAGAACUUGAGCAGAUGUGCAUAACUAAGCAAAGUUGCUCACAUCUAAGAAUCUGUUGACCCUCAAAUGCGUACUUAGAUCUUAUGUGUCUGUUGUUUCCCCAUUUGUUUGAACUGAGGUAGAAGAUCUCACAUGCAAAUGAAUGCACUAUUGAAAUGAAUGCAGAAGUUGUUUGAGAUAGGAAACCAUAUGCACACGUGCAGGGCUUCUGGAUCAGAUCAAUAGAUCAGCACACACAUUUCCAGUGCAGUACUGGAGUUAAGAAAUUAAUUCAUUUAUUGCUUGCAUCUGUGUAAAGCGGAUUCCUCCCCCCCCCAAAAAAGAAAUCACCCGCAAGUUAAUCAAAGAAACAACGCUGAGUACAUGUGAGCACUUCUACAGUCCCUGCGAGUAAAGUGUCUAGAUGGGUCAAUGAGUCAGUUCCUCAUUUAAUCUUUUCAUUCAAAAUUGUAGGAUUAUCAUUCUCUCUUUAGCAGAGAUGUGAACAGUUGGAAAUCUGCUAUUCAUAGAGCAAGUGGAAAUAUUUCAAUUUCACUGCCAUAGUUCCUGCUAGGAAUAAAAAGCAAUGAAGUCCCUCGUAUAAAAGAAAAAUCUAGUUGUAUCUGUGCCAACACAAGCUUGCAUACAGCAAUCUAAGGUAUUGCAUCUUUUCCAGUAGUUCCCCCGCAAAUAAAAUCAUGGAGGGCACUAUAGCAAAAACAACUGGAUUGUUGCAAUGUACAUCCUACUUUAUUCAAGAUGAGCUAUUCAUUCAUUAUUGCAUUUAUAUCCCACCAACAUCUCCAAGGAGCUCAAUUAGCAUACAUCCCCCCCCCCCCCCCGCAUUUAAUCGCCUCUGUGAGGUGGGUUGGGCAGUGACUUGCCCAAGUUCAUCUAGUGUGCUUCGUUAACUGAGUGGGAAUUUGAACUCUGGUUUCCAGGUCCUGGUUUGCACUCAAACCAGUACAGCACACUGGCUCUCAGCAGUAGGAAAACAAACAGGAAGUAUAAUGAACAAGUUAUAGCUUGUCUUUAUGUAGUUUAUCUAUAAGAACCAAGCAAAGCAGACACAGAAAUGUUCCUAAGCAGUUAAAAAAUUGAAAUUGCUUCAGCUAGAGAUGGAAUAUUGUGGAAGGGGUUGAAAAAGGACAAAAAAAACAUGCCUGGAGAACUUCAGCAAGGGUAACCCCCCCAAAAAAAUCUAACUGGCCAUGAUAGUAUCCCACAGCUUCUAAAACGUAUAUCAGUUUAUAGCUGUGUUGUAUUAUAUUGAUUUCAACUUUUAGCAUAAUUGAAUAAGAGCAAUCUGAUUAUUACAUUUUAGGUUAGUGAUUAUAAAGUGGGGUUGGAGUAGUUCAUUUCUUCUAAACUAAUGCUGCAAAAAGAUGCACUAAUUCUGUUGUAUGCCUGCUUUAUUCAUGCCACUGCAAUUCAUUUUAUGUACUUCUAUAUGUUGUCUAGGUGUGUGCUCAGUUGACCAUUUUCUUCCUGACAUGUCUUUGAAAAAACCAUUAUGCUCUAGUUAGGAACUUGGCAAAUGUAUGAAAAAAGUCUUAUGACUCUUUUUCACCAGGUUUCUACAACUGAUAAGCUGGAUGGUUUACUUUCAAGUUUUUUGUUUUACCUUGAGGUAGACUAAUUGUAUGUAGCUACUGGCACAGAUUUGUUUCCCAACCUUGUUAUCAUUUUUGGAUAAACUGUAGUGUUAGGGUGGCUUCAAGUUCUUAGAACAGGGAGAGGGAACUAGUUGCUCAAUCUUGGACCAAGGGCUUCUUAAUGUUCCCAAUUGCAGCUCUUAAUCCUUGUGAUCCCCUGACUAUGCACCUUAAUUGCUUUCCCCACAGGCAAAGCACUCCACCCCCUCCCUCAAAUGGCAGUGGCAGCAGAGGUUUUAGGAGAGUUCUCCCUUUUAUGCACUUCAAAUAUUUGCCCAUGUGCAAGCUGGGACAGAGGCAAAUAGGAGUGAAUAGCUGCAGUGUGUUAACGGGAGACUUGUAAGAAACUUCAUAGGUGCUAUGGGGGGCACAGGGCAGAAGGGUGUUUUGUUUAGUUGGGUUUUAAAAAAUUAGGCAGCUUAUGUGGGUAGUCUCUGUCCAAGGUGUCUUACAACAACAAAAAUUAUAAAAUAACAACAACCACAAAACUAUCAACUGACCCGGGAAAAUAGCCAAUAAAAAAGCUUUCACACCAAAUUAAAACACUUCCCACAGCAGUAGCAAACCACAAUCCAGGACAUAAAGCAUCAAUCACCAAUUAGCCCAUUGGAAAAGUUACAUCUUUAGGGAAAGGCUUGAAGCGUGGGAGCCUGUAGAAGAUCCACUCUCAUGGUGUUCAGAAGUCGUAAGGUUACCAAGCUUUCUGAUCUGUGAGAUGGAAACACAUAGAAGGCCCCUUUUGUGCAUCUGAAUGUGUGGGCAGGCUGAUACGGGUGCAAGAGGUCUAUCGGAUAUCCUAGGCCUAAUUUUUAAAAGGCUUUUUAAAGCUUGAAACCAGACCCAUUCCACAAGGUGGUAGACUGAGGUGGUUGACAUCUGGACUAUACCACUUCACCAUAGCUUUGCUCACUAAUCUUUUAGUUUAAUAAACUGAAAAACAACUCAUAAAAAUAACCUCCCGCCUACAGGCUGAAGUAGUACAGUCAAGAAUUUGACCCUCUUGCCAAGGUGGUUGUCACCGAUGGAAGCAAAAGCACAGAAAAAGCUCAAUAUGGAGGCCAAGUGGCCGAAAUAUUGGGAAAUUCUGGAACAAGAGGGAGAUAGACUGAAAUUGCAGCGUUUUGAGAAACUAAAAAACAAAGUGCGAGACUGGCGUCAUUAUUACCAGAUAAUGGAGGCAUAUAAUUUGGACAAGAAAAUUGGCUUCCAGGUGGAAAAAUCAAAAUUAGAAACAGAACUGUUAGAACCCAAAACGAAGAUUUUGUCAAAGAUGUAUAACUUGCUGUUGAAAUGGAAUACUCAGGAUGAAACGGUUAAAUCUGCUAUGAUUAAGUGGGCACAAGAUGUUGGACAUAACAUAAUGAUGGCUGACUGGGAACAGUUAUGGACCACAGGUAUGAAGUUUACGGCAUGCAAUGCCUUAAGAGAGAAUAUUAUGAAAAUGAUAUACAGGUGGUACAUGACCCCAGUCAAGCUUGCAAAAAUCUAUCAUUUGCCCGAUAAUAAAUGUUGGAAAUGUAAAGAAACUGAAGGUACAUUCUUUCACCUUUGGUGGACGUGCCCAAGGAUUAAGGCCUUCUGGGAAAUGAUCUAUAAUGAAAUGAAAAAGGUAUUUAAAUAUACCUUUCUGAAGAAACCAGAGGCCUUUCUCCUGGGCAUUGUCGGCCAAUUGGUGCCAAAGAAGGACAGAACUUUUUUAAUGUAUGCUACAACAGCAGCAAGAAUACUCAUUGCAAAGUAUUGGAAGACACAAGAUCUACCCACUUUGGAAGAAUGGCAGAUGAAGGUGAUGGACUAUAUGGAACUGGCAGAAAUGACUGGCAGAAUCCGAGACCAGGGAGAAGAGUCGGUGGAAGAAGACUGGAAGAAAUUCAAAGACUAUCUACAGAAAUAUUGUAAAAUUAAUGAAUGUUAGAAUGAUGUUGGAUAGAAAUUAAGUGGUUUCCAGCUGUAAUGCUAUAAGGGAAUAUGAAAAAUGGGUUAUUAAUAGGUAAAAAUCUAAUGUUACUAUUUUAAGACCAAAGAUUAGGAUAAACAAAGAGGGUAAGGAUUUGCUGAACCAACAAAUUGAACUGGAAUACAAAAAAGGGAGGUGUGAGGAGGUCCAGGAAACAAGUUAAAGAAAAAUAAGUAAUGGAAAGAUUGAGUGGUUUUUAAUCAUUUUUAUUUUGUAUUUUUUUUCUUUUUCAUUUUUAUAUUGUAACAUCUUGAAAAUCUCAAUAAACAUCUUAUUAAAAAAAAAAAAGAAUUUGACCCUCUUGGCCUGCCACCAUGUACUCGAAACUUGUAGAAUCAGUAGAUCAUGUCUGAUUCUUGAGGCUCAUAAUAAGAUGAUGGCUCUGAAGGGAUCUAGAGAAGCCCUAUGCUCAGCCAAUACCACUGGCUCUUCAGCCUCAGUUCAAAAUAUGGCUUCUUGAAUGAGUUGUUGACAUGAUGAUCAGUCUAUACGCUGGCGUUGAUAUAACUUACAAAUACUUAAACAGGCAGAUACGAGUGGGUUCAAAUGGAUACAAUAUAGUAUAGUCGGUGGUUUCAGUGAUACUUUGGUUCAAAUCCUAAUGAAGCCUUUCUUUUAGCCUUAGUUCCCCAAGUAUAAAAUCAGAAGCAUAACCAUCUCCCUCACAUAACUCUUGCUAGAGUUGCUAGGAAAAUGAUUUUAAAGUGCUUUACACAUCAAUAUACAUAAAUAGCAAGACAUAGUAAUAGUAUAUUUUUGAACACUUAGGCUCUGCCGUGGGUAGGAAAUUCUGAAAUGUGGUUUGGUUUAUUGUAUAAAAUGGUAACAGUUUCACUUUUUGUCUACUGUAAAAAGUCUGGAUUUUCCCUUCUAGUUCUAAUUUAUGUUAAUUUUCUUUUGGGGGCUAAAUUUACUACCCUGGUAGCCAUGCAUAAACUAUUGAAAUAAAGUGGUAUCUGGAAUCCCUCCAGUAGUUGCAGCCAAUUGUGUAUUUUAUAGUUUUGUACUUGGGCUAGUAAAGUGACCAGUUAAUCUGGCAACCAUCUCUAGUUAUUGUUUGAGAACAGUGGUGGGCCCUCUUUCACAUAUAGUUACAGUGUGCCAUUUAUUACAGGAUGA